UGACAAAAAAAAAACCGAUCAUGCCUCCGUCCCAAGCCGACGACAAACGCCAAGCAGCCCGCGAAGUCAUCGACAUUCUUCACGAGAUUUCCACCCUCCUGAACACCAAUCUGGAUCGAACGGAACUCUCGCUUUGUGUCUCGCUGAUUGAGAAUGGGGUUAAUCCUGAGGCUUUGGCUGCUGUGAUUAAGGAUUUGCGGAAGGAGACUGCCGGUGGUGCUGGCGCGAUGGGUUUGGGGGAGCAGCAGCAGCAGCAGCAUGAAUGAGUGAUUGCCAACCGAAAGGGAUGGGGGCGCGUGCGAGGGCUUCCGGGG
Molecule: messenger RNA, 314 nt
Organism: Aspergillus homomorphus CBS 101889
Lineage: Eukaryota; Fungi; Ascomycota; Eurotiomycetes; Eurotiales; Aspergillaceae
Product: mitotic-spindle organizing protein 1
Exons: 3
Coding region: 21-266 (81 amino acids)
Biological process (GO): mitotic spindle assembly; microtubule nucleation by interphase microtubule organizing center; gamma-tubulin complex localization
Cellular component (GO): spindle; gamma-tubulin ring complex; interphase microtubule organizing center
Source: RefSeq, a predicted model, not a curated record